This is a messenger RNA of Mytilus californianus (California mussel), 5977 nucleotides long. Its product is annotated as dynactin subunit 1-like. The record is from RefSeq and is a predicted model, not a curated record. NCBI's taxonomy places the organism in Eukaryota, Metazoa, Mollusca, Bivalvia, Mytilida, Mytilidae. Gene Ontology annotation, cellular component: axon; kinetochore; microtubule associated complex. The transcript is spliced from 39 exons. Bases 106 to 4125 code for a protein of 1339 amino acids. Gene Ontology annotation, biological process: nuclear migration; establishment of mitotic spindle orientation.
CUUACAAUAAAUUAUGAGCAAUGCAAGAUGUGACAUCUGAGGUGUUUGAUCAAUGAUUAUCAGCACCACACAUUCUAUGAAUAGCUUGCAUAUAUAGUAGGAAAUAUGGCGGAUGAAAAACCCAUUAAGGUUGGAACUAGAGUGGAAGUAGUUGGCAAGGGAGUUGUUGGUAAAGUUGCAUAUAUUGGUUCUACUUUGUUUUCCAGUGGGAAAUGGAUUGGUGUUAUUUGUGAUGGAGCUAAAGGUAAAAACAAUGGUACAGUACAAGGAAAGACUUAUUUCACCUGUGAAGAUAACCAUGGAAUAUUUGUAAGACAGUCACAGAUAGUCUCAAUUGAUGAUGAUAAUAGUAAGUCUUCAGCACCUGAGCCUCAUCAGACUCCUGCAAAGCCUGCUUCAACUGGUAUACCCAAGUCAGCACGCAAAUCUGGUCUUCGGCCUCCUAGUUAUGCUGGCAAAAGCAAUGAAAAUUUAGCUGAGGCAACCCCAAAGAGAGCACCAAGUGUACCAUCUGACUUGUCUAGUGUAGGACAGACUCCUAGUUUAAGUAAAGAUAAACCUGGUUCUAUGACAAGAUUACCACAGCGUGGUCAUGGUGGUAGUAAAGAGACAUUGUCAGCUGCUGAAAAACCAUCAGAAUUACCUAAGAUGGGUAUGUACAGAUCACCUGCAAUGUAUAAGCAAAUGACGAAAGAGUCCAAGAGGUUAAGUCUUUCUUCAGAGAAAGUUGUCAUGGAUACAGGUAGAAUGGCCAUGUCAAUGGAAGGUAGCAUUUCUGAUACUAAACGACCGAGCAUUACGCCCGAUGAUUCAAAACGUAUGAGUCUGAGUAUGUCAACAGAGGGCAGUCUAACAAACAUCCAGCAACUGCAGGAAAUAGAAGGAUUAAAGGCCGAGAUUAAAGACCUUAAUGAAAAGCUAGAGACCUUGAAAAUUAAGCGUGGAGAUGAUAAAACAAAGCUUAAAGAGUUUGAAAAAGUCAAAAUACAGUUACAGCAGCUGCAAGAGUACAAAGUUAAAGCCCAAGAAUUGCACAAAGAAACACAACAACAACUGCAAGCUGCAAAGAAGGAAGCUAAAGAUGUGCAGGAGAGCUUUGAUGCCUAUAAAGAUGAAAUGUCAGACUUAUCAGAAACAGUGGAAAUUGCUACGCUUGAUAAAGAAAUGGCUGAAGAAAAAUCUGAAGGUUUACAACAGGAGGUAGAGAAUUUAAAAGAGAAAGUAGAAGAACUGACAGUGGAUCUUGAAAUACUCAGAAGUGAAAUUAGUGAAAAAGGCACAGAUGGUGUAGCAUCAGACUACCAAGUAAAACAGCUAGAACAACAGAAUGAAAGAUUACGAGAUGCUCUUGUUAAAAUGAGAGAUUUAUCAAACCAAGAGAAGAAUGAUGCUGCAAGGAAGACCAAGUUAAAUGAAGACAUGUCAAAAGAGUCAACAGCAUUGAAGAAAGAUAAAGAAAAGUUGCAGUCAGAAGUGGCUUCUCUCCAGGCUGAGAUGAUUGACUUAAAGGAUCAGGUGGAUGCUGCUUUGGGAGCAGAAGAAAUGGUAGAAACUCUGACAGAGAGAAAUCUGAAGUUAGAGGAUAAGAUACAGUCACUUGAAGAAGAAUUGGCUGAUUUGGAAGCACUUCAUGAAAUGAAUGAAGAAUUACAGGAGAAUGCUAGAGAAUCAGAGCUAGAGCUGAGAGAAGAUAUGGACCUGGCUAAUAGUAAAGUAGCUGAGUACAAAAGAAAACUGGAUGCUACAUCAGAAACUAUUGCUGACUAUGAAUCAACUAUAAGUAAAUUCAGAGAAUUAGUUACCAGUCUAAAGGAAUCAAUUAGAGAAUUACAAAGUAAGCAAGCUGAAGCUGGACAGAAAGAAGCCACUCCAACCAUUGAAACUUUUGAUUUCAAGGCUAAGUUUGCAGAGACUAAGGCUUAUGCAAAGGAUUAUGAAACUAUUUCAAAGACAAUUGACAUGGAGCUAAGGAAGUUAGAGGUAGCACAAGCCAAUAAACAUAUUGCCAUGUUACAGUCUUUUAUGCCUGAUUUCUUUGUUAACAGGGGAGGUGAUCAUGAUGCUGUACUCAUGUUACUUAUGAUACCCAGGAUCAUUGGUAAAGCUGAAAUGUUGUCAUCACAAGUCAAGGAAAAGUUUGAAUUGACAGAAGGAAUUAAUAGAGAGACAGUACUGAAAAGUCAUAAGGCUGAACAGAGUAGUUUUGGUAACAAUGUUAUACUAAUGCUGAGUACACUACAGGCUAUUCUUAGACAAUAUGAAAGUGCUCUGAACACUUGUAGUACAGACCUUUUAUUGAAGAUAGGAACAUUAUUACCAGAAAUGAAUGCCCAUGAGAAGUCGAUGGAUUAUUUUGUAGAUCUACUGAGAAAGGACACUUUAGAUGAGACAGUCUCUUUAGAUCUACUAGAGAAAUCAAUUGCAUACUUCCAGCAACUUUACACUGUUCAUCUGUCUUCAGAGAAAGUUGAUUGUACUUCUAUGAUGGCAGAUAAAAUCAGACUGACAACCAAUGCAUGCGACUGUAUAUCUACUGAUAUUGCACGACUAAGAGUACUGCUUCAGGCUGGACAGGAACAAACAGAAAUAUCUAUCUUGAUGAGGGAUUUGGAAACAUGUUGUAAUGAUACCAGAACUUGUGCAAGAAAGAUAAAGAGAAGACUACCACAGAAGCAAGGCCCGGCAACACCUUUAAACUUUGGAAAGGAGAUACAAGCUUUAUUGUCUGAAGCAGGAAAGAAUAUCACCCAUAUAGUUAGAUCAUUGCAAUAUACAGCUGCAGGGGCCAUGCAACAAGCUGCUUUACUUACAGGUGGAAGAAUGGAAAUAGAGAACCUCAAAAAGGAUUCUGAAGGACUACUACCUAAAAAGAUAGAAGAAAUGGCUUACCAAGCUACAGACAAAGUAUAUGGUAAAGAAGAUAAUGGACCAUAUGAUACUUUAAGAAAGUCAUUUGGUAUGGUCGUAGGAGCUAUGAACAAGUUAGCAAACGCUAUGGAGAAUGGAGAAUAUGAUUUUGAUGGAACACAUGAGAAAAUGCCACUUGCCCCGGUGAAAGUGAGAGCAGAUAUGUUAAGGACACAAAUUGCUGACAUUGAAUUGAUGAAACACAGAAUGGCAACAAAAGAUGAAGAGAUUGUAGAACUAAAGAAAAAACUUCUCAUGAAGCAAGAAGAACUUAGCAGUCAACAAAUUAGAUUAGGACUGCUAGAGAAGAAGGUUGAAAAUGCUACAAGGGACAGUGAUGACCGUACUGAUCAAAUGCAGAGAAAAAUGGAUGAUCAACUGGCACAGUUUAAGAAAAAAGAGAAACAAUAUGAAGAGACAUUGGAUUCAUUACAAGCUGACAUUGAUGCCCUAGAACAAGAGAAAUAUGAAUUGAAAGAAAGAUUGAAGGUGUUGUCCAAAAAGUCAUUACUGGAGGGUAUAUCAAGACAAGCUUCAGCUACUAGUCCAUUAUCACCAAUGGGAGGCAUGCCAACAUCAAUGCAAGAAUCACCAGUCCUUCAACAACAGAUUGUCACUUUGAAAGAAGCAUUGAAGUUUACAAAGAAUGAGAAUAUACGAUUGCAAGCUGAUCAAAUGAAGGAGAAAAUGGCCAAAUUACCUCCCUUGAGAGUACCAAAGCGAGCUCCAUGGAUGAAUAGACAUAAAGAACCAGAUAAACCUAGAGAGAUUCCAGAUGGCUUCCCUGGUGCUGCUGACUUAAAAAACCUUGUAAAACAAACAGUAGAGUUACAAAACGAAGUAAAUAAUUUGUGUUCUCAUCCAAGAGUUGUUGAUAUCACAAAGCGUAAACCAGGUUUAGAACCAGCCUCACAGAGUGUAGAUCCUGUUAAAGAAUUGAUAGCAAGAACAACAUUACUGACAUUACUGGAGAAAAAGAUGCAAGAGUUACAAGCCAAUAUAACAACAGUACAAGCUGCUAACAGACCAGGAGGACAAGUCAGAGCAGAUUUCUCUACAUUUCCUACUCCACAGUUUGCUAAGAUGCUGCAUGAAAAGAGUGGUGAUAGCAUGUUAGUAGCAAAAAUAUGUAUACCUGUGAAAGGUUGCCAUGGAGAACGUGUACCCAUACAUGUGACAUCAGAUCAAUUACAGAAAAUACAUUUAUUGUUUACAUGAUUAGUGCUUUGUAAUACAUUUGUUUAAUGAUUUGUGAAACACUAAUUUUCAUCAUCAAUAAAGUUUGGAAAAAAAUAAUGUAAGCAAAGCAUUUUGAUUGGUCAAAUGACCUUAUCAAUCCAAUUUCAACCAAUGGCAUAAUAUUAUUUUACCUUUGUUGUGGAAAAAAUAAAAUUACACAUAGUCCUUUUGAUUCUGAAACUGUGAAUUGCUCAUGAACACAGAAUGUCUCAAUAGUUUCAUUAUUUCGCAAUACUUGAGAUAUAGACUAACAAAAAUCUGUUUUAGUAUUGAAAUGUCUAUGGUAAUGAAAAUUCUGCUACAUUUUGGGGGAUAUAAAAUGAAAAUUCAUUAUAAAUUGUUGAUUUAGUUUAAUAAUACCUGGUUUUUUUUAAUUCCAGAACUGAUUAAGACUAAUGUAUGAUUAAAUAUGAGUGAAUUAUGUUAUUGAGUUAUUGUGCUCAUGUUUAAAGUAACUAUGAAAUGAAUGAAAAUUAGUGUUUUUUAUAUUUAUAUUUGUUUAUUUAUUAUUACAAUUAUGUGGUUAAAUUCAUUGACAUUUAUAACAAUAUUAAGAAAAUAUGCUUGAAUUAAUAGUGCAAUAAACAUUAUACAUCUGCUAAAUAGAUAAAAUCUUCUAGAUUGGUUAGGGAGAUGUAGAAAUAAAAUCUUCUUGUUUGGUUUUGGUAUAUGUAGGGAUAUUAUUAUACUUAAGUCACACCAUAUCCUAGAUUUACUUUUGUUUUCAUAUCUGGAAACAUUAUUUAACAUAAAACUUUUGUUUUUUACACAUCCAAGAUAUGCUUUACUGCUUAUGAAGAUUCAAGUAAAAAUUGGAAAAUGAUAUACACCUUUUGUGCAAUCAUUAAUAUUUACCCCCAAAAUAAUAUACAAUCAUGUGUUUGACCAACUACAUUUUUUAAGGAAAGCCCAAUAGAUAUAAUGGAUUGUGAAUUAUGUGAAAUUUAAGUAAAUUCCACAAAAAAUGUUUUUUGUAAUAAACCAGAAAAACAAAGUCCAUUAGAUAUCCUUUUGUGGUAAGUUUUCAAGUUAAUUUGAAAAUAAAAUUAAUCUAGACUGUAUCUAUUUUACAAGACAAACAAGUAUCAGUAUAAGAAUCAACACAUAUGGGAACUUUUUUGAGAGAUUUGAAGACAUCCAAAUUUUCAUCUGUCAGCUUUGAUGCUUUUAUAGAAUAAUGUUUUUCAAAUUUUUUAUUUUGCAAUAUGGUAAGCAUUUAAUGAAAUUUCAGAUUUCAGCUUAAGGUUUAGUCCAUUUAAUAUUUCUAGAAAUGGGUGAAUUUAUUUAUAGAAGUAAGUUUUAUUUUAUUUUCAAAUAUUCACAAAAUUUAUUUGUCAUUUAUAAGUAUCAGAAUGGAAUUACCACCUUCAUGAUAUAAAAAAAAUGGUACAUUAAGGAAAGUAAUGCACAAUUACCUUAUAGAAGGCAAAGAACACAAGUGCAUUUUUUUAUGACCAUAUUUAACAUUUAAAAUUAUAAUAACAAAUUGUGUUCUUAUAUAUAUAUUAUGCUUUAAGAAUUUUAAAAACAUUUAGAUAAACAGUAUGAUAUACACUUCAUCUAUAUAAUUAUUUCAUCUGUUUUCUGAGUCAUCAAGUGGACUUUAAUCAUUAUUUUGUGAAAUGAAUGAAAAUAAGAUUAUUUUCCUAAAGUCUUGCCACUUUGAUAAGAAAUUUAAAAAUGUCAGUUGCUUUUCUUUAAAUCAAAUAUAGUAUUGUCAAAAUUAUUUAUUGUGCAUUGGUGAUUACUCUAUACUAUCAAAUGCAAACACAUGCUUUAGUAAAAGUCAGUGCAAGUCAAUGUUAAAUCAUCAAUAAAAUGUGAGAAAUAA